This is a messenger RNA of Lytechinus pictus (painted urchin), 4864 nucleotides long. RefSeq names its product deleted in malignant brain tumors 1 protein-like. The coding region runs from base 25 to 2307 and encodes 760 amino acids. The record is from RefSeq and is a predicted model, not a curated record. NCBI's taxonomy places the organism in Eukaryota, Metazoa, Echinodermata, Echinoidea, Temnopleuroida, Toxopneustidae. The transcript is spliced from 9 exons. Gene Ontology annotation, cellular component: membrane.
UCGCUUAGGCUCUAUUUCUGGAAUAUGGGGAGAUUACAUACAAUGUUAUGCAUUUGUCUCCUGCUCUUCGUGUCAAGAGUGGCGGCCAACACCUUUCCAUCGCAGUAUAAACCUCUCGAAAUUCGCUUCAAAGGUAACCGCGAAAGCAAGGGUCCAGUUGAGAUCUUCAAUGACGAUGACAUAUGGGUGCCAUUGUGCGACGACUACCUGACAGACGCGGAUAUCAAAGUUGUGUGUCGGACCCUCGGCUACGCGGGCGGUGUUCGCCAAGCUUCCGAUGCCAGUGUUGCCGAAGCCAGUGGAAGCGGCGCCAUCGACCUUGACUUUCCUGAUGAUAGACGAGUGCCUUCUUUAAAAUGCACUGGAAAUGAGACGAACCUGGCUUUCUGCCCCUACAAGAAUAUCGGCAUUCACGAGUACUGCGAUAUAUAUGAAAGUGUCACAGUCAACUGUAAAGGAAAAGCAAACGUUCGCUUGCAGGACGGCAACUCCACAGAGGGAAGGGUCGAGCUGUUCCACAAGGGUUCUUGGGGUACCGUCUGUGUGCAUAACUUCGGGAUGUCCGAAGCCAACGUCGUUUGCCGAAUGCUUGGGUUCGGGUUCGCUGAACGCUACUACGGAGCAGAGAAAUUCGGUGCGGGUACCGGAGACAUUGUGAUUGGUGGUCUAGAUUGCUCGGGAGAUGAAGUGAACAUUGAUCGGUGUUCAUCGUCUGCAUAUGGAGUCGAAAACUGCACUCACCAGGAUGAUGUUGGAGUCAGCUGUGUAGCACUUCCUGUUCGCCUUGAAGACGGGUCUUCACCCAAUGAGGGUCGCGUUGAGGUGUACUACAACGGUGCAUGGGGUACUGUUUGCGACGAUGAAUGGGAUACGGAAAACGCCCAAGUCGUCUGCCGAAUGAUCGGCUAUCAGGGGGUCAUCAGGUCGUACAGUAGGGCGUUUUUCGGUGAAGGGCAGGGCGAUAUCGUCCUCGACAACUCCCAGUGCAGCGGAGAUGAAAGGCACAUCGCUCUCUGCGGAAAUCCGAAAUAUUUGAGUCAUAACUGUGGACAUCAUGAAGACGCCGGUGUAGUCUGCUCUGGACCAGCUACAGCGAAUAUACGACUUGUUGAUGGGCCUGAUCCUAGCCAGGGUCGUCUCGAACUGUACCUGUUGGGGGCCUGGGGCACUGCCUGCCGGAAAGACUGGACACACAUCGACUCUUCCGUGGCGUGUCGCAAGCUUGGCUACUUCGGUGCUGCGGAUACCUUAUCGCCACCAACUACCUAUGGGAAUGGGACGGGAAUGGUGUUGCUACGGGAACCCCGCUGCAAGGGCAAGGAAGCAGAUCUCUUGCAGUGUAAUGUUUCUUACCCCAUAGGCGUCACCGACUGCACGCAUGAUGAUGAUGUUUGGAUUAGCUGUCUGCAAAAAGAAAACCUUGAAGUACGUCUUGUCGGCGGACCUGCUCCUGAUGAAGGACGUGUCGAGGUGCAACACCGGGGCCAUUGGGGGACCGUUUGUGAUGACAACUGGGAUAUCCUGGACUCGCACGUCGUGUGCAGGAUGCUCGGCUUCAGUGCCGCAAGGGACUACUCUUGCUGCGGACGUUACGGUAGGGGUUCAGAGUACAUGUACAUUCUCUUGGAUGAAGUGCAGUGCAGCGGAACAGAAGAGAACCUUGGACACUGCAUGCGGCAGGACUACGGGGCCCACGACUGCGACCAUUCGGAGGAUGUUGGGGUUUCCUGUAUAAGUUAUGAAUCGACCACCUCCUUACAAGAUGUCCAAAGUACGCCUACAUCUGAACCUCGCGUGAGCGAACACUCGACGGCCCUAUCGUCAACGUUGAUAGGUACUGUUGUAUUAUUUUUAUUGCUUUUCCUGAUUGCCCUCGCUGGUUUGGUCUAUGAAAGGUCCAGAGAAUUACAUUACAAGAAAAUGAUGAUAAUGGCACAAAGGGAUCUGAAUCUCCAACCUGUAUCGCGGAAGGGGGAGUCGUCAAACAAUAGCUACGCCAAAUCCUUCACCGGAAGUCACCGCGACCGGACGGAAACCAGUCCUGGUCCGAGCUGCAGCCAGGAAGCUUCGGCCUCCGCCAACGGACAAACCAAUCAUACCGUGUACGAGGUUGACAGCACCGACAAGGAGGUUGAAAAGCUCCUUUCUGUCACAUCUAAGACUGACCCAUCUCCACCGGAGCUACCCAAGAGGGAUCCGCCACCACGACCUGACUCACCAGCAACCUACGAGUGUCCUCUGGAUGUUUACGAGCCUCCUUCGGACUAUGAAGAUGUCUUGACUGCUACGUGUAAAACUAAUGUCUAGAUAUAUAUCCCAGAAGGAAAUGUUGCAUUGAUCAGCAUUAAACGAAUACUUGUUUUGUGCAUGUAACUCUGUCAUGUGAUGUCCAUGCCUUAAAACGCUGUUUUAGAUUUUAAGCAAGUUGUUUAAGUCACGCUCACAACAAGUUCUUUCAUCUUUAAACGAUUGUUUUUUUUAAUUAUUUAAUCUUCCUUUAACAACUUGCUUAGAACUUUAAACAAUAGUUGUUGGAGUGACAGGCUGACAUGCAACGUGCCUGUAUUUUUAAACAGCCUGUUUAGGCAUACACAUUGCAUGACAGAGGUGCACACUGUACAACGCAAUGUCUCCAGCAUAGCGGACUGAAUAAAACUUAAAUUUGCUGGGAAAUAAUGGAAAUUCUUAAUGCAAAAUUUACGUGGUUCAUAUUCAGUAUGUCAAUACUGUCUUGCUUAUAAUAUUAUCGAAGAAUCGUCAGUUUUGUAUAUUAAAGAAACAUUUUUGUACACUUAUGAAUAAUCCAGAUAACAACAUAACGUGACUAAGGAAAGGCAAGAUAUUUAUAACCAGAUGAAAUUGUACACUGUUUGAUAUCCAUUUAAUCAGUAUUUACUUUUUAUCAUGUAAUAUUGUAUUGGUCAUACCGUUAUCCAAAGUUAUAUUUACAGGCAAUUAAGAUCAUAAAGUAUGUCACAAGGAAGGGAACGGAUGCACCAGAUCAUUUAUUUAUUUGAAGCUUUGUAAAAUUAAUGAUAGAUUUUUAAAUUUUCAUUUUCAGCAUUAAAAAAAUCGAUUUUUCUUAUUUAUUCUGAUACUUAAUUAUUAUAUGAAAGGUUGGCGCAUAGAUGACCAAGAAUUGUUUGAAAAUUUCAAUUUCAAAUCAAGUUGGGUAGAAAAAUAGGUCCUUAAUUAGUAAGGAUACGACGACCUGGUGUGAGCAAGAGAUGCCUAUUUAGCAUUUAUUUCGUAUUCUUAGCUUAGAGUUCAACUAAUCUCGAAUUUGAGAGUGGAUCUGGAUUCACACUCGAGUGUCCGCGCAAAAUAGUACCCAGUAGUUAUGAGAGACUUUUCGCAAUUGCAGCCUGGACUGGCUCAAGAACACAGCAAAUGCAUUGAAAAUACCCGUCAAAGAACAAUCAACGGCUGGGAGGUCUUGUCGAAAAUUGAUGAACUGGAACAGCAGUUUCUGAGGUGAUCAAAGAUUGCAAAUAUGUAUGUCGUUUGCCCAGAGUCACGACGAAACAGUCGCUCUGAUUCACCAAAUAUCGACAAAGACUGCUUUGUUAUGAAGGGCGCAUUUGACAAUAGAUGUCCUAUCUUCUCGAAGGCGUCAUGCGCCGUGGAGGCAAAAACUAUCUACUUAUAUGCUUUAGUAUUUGUUAUUUGUAAUCUGCCAUUCUUCAAUUAUUUUGUUCGUUAAAAAAAUUGACUUUAAAUCAUCGAAGCUAUAAUACUAUUAGUGUAGAAUCUGUUAUAAAAACGUAUUUAGUCAUUGUUAUAUUUAUAUAUGUAAACGGAUUUAGUUUCACAUUUCUUGCCGGGGCACUGUAAAAACUAUUGGGUAAAAUUUUAACCAGCACGAGGGUACUUAUGAGUCCAACCAAUUUGUGGCAAUAUUUUACCUAUUGCGGGAAGCAUUUAGUCCAUUAAGGUUAAAAAAAUAGCAGCAAUUACUUUAGAAUGGGCAAAAUUUUCGUCACACUGGAUAAAUAAAAAUGCCCAAAAGAAAUGCCCAAUGUUGGUUGGACACAUGAUUACCCUCAUGGAGCAUUUUAUCCAAUAUUUUUUAGAGGGAGGGGGGGGGGGCGCCCUGGGACGCCCUGGACAACCGACAUUCAUCGCCCAUCUCUACUAUGUGUGAUAUUAAAAAUGUCAACCAUGAAUUUAGAUGAAUUACAUUUAUAUUACAACAGAGACAUGUGGGUUUGUGAACAACUUCAUGCUACUGUCUGACUGUAGUCAAUUUAGUAUGCUUAUAACUAAAUAAUAAAUCACCAUGGAAGGUGAUGGAAAAAAGUGUAACUUCCAAGGUACAUUGAUGUAUGUAUGUAGUUGGCUAUGCAUCAGAAGUUGGGGAAAUAUAAUGAUCACAUUCAGCUCGCCGUGAAAGUGAUACAUGCACAAAAAAAUGAUAUUUUAAAUCAACUGAAAGGUUUGAGAAGUGACAACCUUUGCUAAAUGUUGCAUUUUACAAUUUUAAAUGGUUCGAUCCAACACAUAAACACUUGGAUCUAGCAUAAUGAAAGAUUGGAUAUAAUAAUUGUUUGCAAAAGGUAUAUAAUCCUUCAACCUUUCAACUGUUGAUAUAACAUAAUUUGUUUGCAUCAUCACCUGAAAUGGGCGAUUCUAAGGUUUGUCUACUACUUCUGGCAUUAGGAAAUACAUCAUCCCUUUCUCACUUUCAAUACCCUUCUCUUUAUUAUAUACUUUAUGUAUACCUAUCAUGCCCAUGCGUUAUUUAGAUGUGGAUUUGGUACAAUGGCAUCUCCUUUUUCCAGCAGACAUUUAUAAUGCUCCGCCAACAUAAGUAAAACUUAUGCCUUUUCUCCCUUGCACUUUUUCUUUAUUUCAGAAAUUGCAU